Messenger RNA from Vigna angularis (adzuki bean), 552 nucleotides. RefSeq lists its product as uncharacterized. The transcript has 3 exons. The coding region runs from base 81 to 416 and encodes 111 amino acids. Lineage: Eukaryota; Viridiplantae; Streptophyta; Magnoliopsida; Fabales; Fabaceae. The record is from RefSeq and is a predicted model, not a curated record.
AAUAUAAGGGUUUUUAAUAAUUGGGGAAACGCGGCUGCAAGAGAGGAUCUUCCUUCGGAGAAAUAAUUGGGUUGGGGGCAAUGACGUCCUCGGAGGAGAAGGAAGCUUCAGGCUCCACCCCUAAUCGCAAAGUAUCAUGCACUGCUAACUUCGACGCGCUCUGGUUCUGCUACUCGCCGGUUCAUCAAAUGCAGCAGUAUUACAGGCUUGGCGUUCUUGACAAUUGUUCCCGUCAAUGGAAAGCCAUGGUUGAUUGCUUAAUGCUCAAGACCAAACCCUCAUCUGAAGUCCAGGAAAUUCUGGAAACUCAAGAGAAAUCAAAGUCAAAGUCACACAUCUGGACAUUUCGGACACCAGAAGAAGCUUCUUACUACUGGAAAGAACUCUAUGGUCAUUUAGACGACGAGCCUGAAUGAUGAAAGUAAAAUUGUGCAAUUAAAUGUUAUUUAGUACCUUCUGAUUUUGCCAAAUGUCAUGAUUAGGAUGAGACAAUUAGAGAUCAAAGGACCAUGAAAGAAUACAAAUUACUGACCAAGUCAAUUAUUCUCGAAA